UCAGGGGUGUCCCGAGCUCUGGCCGCUGACCUGUCACCAGAUGAUGCACCCCGGCACAGAGGCGCGGCUCGCGGCGUCGCUGGUGGCCGGUCGGCGGCUGGGCGCGCGCCGCAAGCGCACCUGGACCCGCGCCGUCUUCACCAACCUGCAGCGCAAGGGCCUCGAGAAGCGGUUCACCAUGCAGCGCUACAUCACUAAGCCGGAGCGGAGGAAACUGGCCGAGACGCUAGGCCUCACCGACUCGCAGGUGAAGGUGUGGUUCCAGAACCGGCGGAUGAAGUGGCGGAACGCGCGCCGACCGGCCGACACCCAGGAGGAGCCGCCGGUGGCAGACUCCACCCAGCAGUCGGCAGACGACGAGGCCGCCCAGCCAAUCAACGUCGAGGACUAAACAGCUGACGGCCGAGCAGUCGGCGUCGGCGAAGUGCCAGCCGCUGACUCGAGGGGACGGGGGCGAGGGCCCGUCAUUUGCUGACAUGAUACGAGCCGUUGCGAUCGGAGGUCGAACGCGGUUGUGGAAAUGUGCCGUAAAAAGCCGAGACUGUUGUCAGCUGCCUUACCAACGUGGAUUAAACUUCAACCGCUUUGUAUCGACGAACUUGGCUAGACCGUCACCGGAAUGUUCCUUGAAAGAUAUGCCUUCAGGAAUGUUUCUGAAAUGGUCAGGCCACCUGCACCUUCCGCUGUCGCACGGCCAUGGUCUGGCUUGCCUAUGACGUGGAGCGAAACGGCUUCAGGAGCAGCUGCCAUGUUUGCAUCAGCUGUGUCAGGUGACGCUCCGGAAAAGAGAGCUUUUUAUUGUAACGUCGCAGAUGGGACCGAGUCCGUUACAUUUCGCUGGGUGUAUGCGCCCGGCAGCUGGGCAACUGGUGAAAUGGCAGCUUUUGCUAACGGCCAUCAGAUGUGGCAGGUUUGUUACCACAUGAUGCGAUACUGACACGUGUUUCAUGCUAGUCAUGUUUCGAUGCGCAUUGUUCAACUGUUCGGCAUGUCUGCUCGACAUGUAUUGUAGCGCAAGCUAGCUGAAUGUGCAAUAUACUUUGCACUGCAG
Molecule: messenger RNA, 1051 nt
Organism: Pollicipes pollicipes
Lineage: Eukaryota; Metazoa; Arthropoda; Thecostraca; Pollicipedomorpha; Pollicipedidae
Product: H2.0-like homeobox protein
Exons: 3
Coding region: 41-391 (116 amino acids)
Biological process (GO): regulation of DNA-templated transcription
Molecular function (GO): sequence-specific DNA binding; DNA-binding transcription factor activity, RNA polymerase II-specific
Source: RefSeq, a predicted model, not a curated record